UUGGUUAAUACUUUUUAUACUAUAAAAAUGUAUAGAAAUGGAUUGCUCGUGGAAAUGCCCCAUUUUAUUUCAUCAUUAUGGCAACUAUACAAAGGAGGUAUAAAAUUCAGUCCUACAGUCGGAUAUAAUUAUGGGAUAUAAGCCUGAGAAUAUAUCUGUGUGGGAAAGAUAUAACAAUAGUGAUCUUCUGUUGUUUAAAACAUUUGCACCACAAUUAACGAUAGUUGAAAGAGCCAACUUUCCAUUAUGGGCUAUUCUUGGAUUCCCAGGAAGUUUAUUUAGUAUCAUUGUAUGGAGUAGUCGGCCUAUGAGACGAGGAGGUAGUGCUGCUGCUGCAAUCUAUCAAGCUAGUCUUGGUGUUGUGGACCUAUGCUUUUUUAUUGUUCAUCUGAAUUGGUAUUUACACGUUGCAUGGCAACUUGGUGUACUUGACCGUCCGGUGAUCUGUGAAAUAUUUUCUGUAGUAAACUACUUAAUACAGUAUUUGAGUCCAACAUUGGCAUUCACAUUCACUUUGGAACGAUACUUAGCCAUAUGUCAUCCAUUCCGUUCACAAAGGAGCAUAAUGCGUUCCACAAGCAGGAGUGCUCUUAAAUUUAUCGCCAUUAUGUUUGCAUUCUGCUUAAGUACAGCUAGCGCACAAGCACUAGUCUAUACUUAUGAUCAUGGUGUGUGUACAACUAGACCAUCUAUAGAAGACCCAGAAUCUACUGAAUUCGCUUUAUAUACAAAUUGGACUUUCAUAACGGAGGCAUUAUUUUUUUUCUGUUUACCUAUUACAUGCCUCAUUUUAAACAUUCUAGUCAUUCGCGUACUGCGAAAAAGCAUAAAAUCAAAGCAAAAUGCUUUACUUGUAACACAAGUGAAUGGUGUUCCAAAUUCAAACUGCGAACGUAGUCAAACUGAAGAACCAAUUAGCAAAGGAGUACGUUCAAGUACACUGACAUUAUUGUGUACAUCAUUUUACUUGAUUGCUGCACAUCUUUCAGUAGCAGUUACUGUACUAAUCCACAAACUUCUACCGACUGGUGAUGAAUACCUAAGCGAUGAACAAAUUCGUAAUGAUCCCGGUUGGACAGCUUACUUUCGUUUCUUCACCAUACGUGUUCUAAUUGAAUGCUUCGCAAUGACACAUUAUGCAGCUAAAUUUCCCAUCUAUUUAGCAACAAGUAAACAAUUCCGUCAAGAAUUUUGUCGAAUAUUUCGAUGUCAUUUUGGUAGCGAAGCAUAUUUACUGGCGGAAACUGAUGCAGAUAUCGACUUAAGUGCACAAUUAUAUAAUGGAAGACGUUCGAAUGCUUCAUAUAAUAGUAAAUAUUCUUUAGGCACACUAACGAAGCAAAAUUUUCCUCAUAGAAAAUGCAGAAGUUCUGCUUUACCAUUUUCUUCUGUUACAAAUGACAAUUUACCACUAAGUAGAAUUAGAAGACGUCCAUCACCUGGUCUUAAUCGAACAGUAUUAGCUGCAAACGGGCAACGAGUAAGAGUUAAAUCCAACCUUCAUCUUAGUAGUUAAUAGAUACAUGUGUAUAUGAAAAUUGAAAAAAAUGUGAAGGAAGCAUAGUGAACUCAUUCAUUCAUUCAACUGCUGAUAUGACCUGUUUAUUAUUAUCGCUGAAGCAACCAUCUUUAUGUUUUUAUAACUAAUCGUUUGAAAGAAAUUGGAUACAAUAAUGGAUACUUUACGUCUUUUUUACAAUGUCUCAUGCCAAAAAUCAACCAUGACAAGUAUGAAAUGAAUGUUUUUUCUGUGUAUACUGUCGUAUGAUUCACGAUUAAGAGUAAAUACUAAUGUAUAUAUAUAUAUUUCUUGAUGAAACAUAAUGCUAUCAGUGAUAAAUUUUUGUACCACCUUAUUAAAAAAUACAACACGUGGCAGUAACAUGAUGUUAGUUGUUGUUUUGUAAUAACAAAACAAAUAUCAACUCCUCACUUAUUUUGUUUGUUGAAGACGAGCAUGAGUGCAUGUUGUCUCUCUGAUGCAAAUAAUCAGAAGUUAGUACAUAAUUAGUCAAGAUACACCAUGCUAUUCCAUGAGAUGCUGAAUUGUUCCAAAAGUUGUAUUCUUCAAUUACUUAGACAGUCAAUGAAGAAAUAAAGAUAUCAUUCUGGUCCUCCUUCGUUUUAUCAUCAUCAUGAAAAACAACAAAAUUGUAUGUUUCAUUCAAAGUGUAUUUAAAAAUAUAGAAUAAUGUAUAUUCAUGAAAAUCACAUCAUUCCUUCAGCAUUUCUGCUUAUUAUUAAAAUUACGAUGACAGAUAAAAGUCUGUUUUUGUUAAUAUGACAAAAAAAAUAAGGGUAAGCUAAAAGUCUGGUCAUUGUGUACAGAAUAACCGAUGCCUACAAAUAACAAGGUAAUCAGCUGGAAAUUUAAUGACGUUAACACUUAUCAGUUAUGCUUUAUGCAGCACUGACAGAAAUUAUUAUUUUAGUUUUUGCACUAAGGCUUCGUGUAACUGGAAUAUUGAAAUAACUUGCAGCAUUAUUCUGUGGUCGUUGUUAGAUGUUUAAAAGCCGAUAUAGGCUUAAGGAAUUUUCGUUUUAACAGUCAUUGAAAUGGUGUAAUCUAGAAAUACUUAUAAUUAAACUGUUAUCGUCUAUAACGUUGGUGAAUUUUAGUUACCUUGAAUGCCAUUUUAUGAAAUUAUUUGACAGAAUUCAAAAAUAUUCAACUCUUUUGGUAUUCUCCAGAAGUAAUAUCUACAUUUUAUCAAAAAAAUAUUUCGUGGGAUCAAAGAUGCUUUUGUUUCACCAGUGUAGACGUGUAAUUAUCAACGCAUUUUUUUCUUACGUAAAUAAUGAAAUCCAAUUGUAUGUAUCUAAUUGGC
Heterobilharzia americana is the source of this 2828-nucleotide messenger RNA. The record is from the annotation of a GenBank genome assembly. Lineage: Eukaryota; Metazoa; Platyhelminthes; Trematoda; Strigeidida; Schistosomatidae.